GGGGACGACUAGCGAAAUGAGAGAGAAAGGAAGCAGUCUCCAGGGCAAUUCGGUUCCUGUCGGUACGCCUCGAACGUUUGCAAUUGGAAGGCGCUAUCCGUUCCAUGGGGUGCCGGGAGCUGUUUGGCUGGUAGGAGCAUCGGGAAAGUUCGAUGAAAUUACGUAGGUACCUCGCCGCAGAUAUUCCCAUCUACCUAGUUAGCCUAUUCCAUGUCUAUAUGGGCGCCAUUUCCCAAGCAAGUCCUCUGCUUAUCAUGAGGCCCGGACACGGUAUCCGAAGCCAGCCCCGGGAACGUUCAGUGUGCAAGACAUUCCGUGCGCCUACUCUCUGGCUAUUAUCACUCCACUUGGAUGCAUACAUACGGAUGAAGUCUCCCAUCCAAUCGAAAACGAGGAAUUGUCAUUGGCGUUGCCCAGGUGAGGAGGAAGACGCGCUAAGGUUGAGGCUCUGCACCUUACCUAAUUGGACAGCUGUGAUCCUUGCAGCGAUCCGAGGCUUGGAGCUCCGACCCAGCCACGUCCAUCAACCCACUCAGCAACACUCACAAUGCGCUGAAGCCUCUCUCGCUCGAUCUUCGUUAUAUGAAUUUAGACAUGCCCUGACGAGGAAGCGUUCGUUCGCCCGCUCAUUCUGUGCGACCUGAUAUAGCACAUGUACUUCCUUCUUUGAUUCACCAAGAUCCAGGUCGUUUUAUUGGAUAUCUCCAUACCGCAGCACGAUGUUCUUGAGCUACAGUAUCCGUGGAAGCUUGUUGCUAGCAUUAGCAGCGGCAUGGAACACUGAUG
Molecule: messenger RNA, 786 nt
Organism: Trematosphaeria pertusa
Lineage: Eukaryota; Fungi; Ascomycota; Dothideomycetes; Pleosporales; Trematosphaeriaceae
Exons: 1
Coding region: 153-644 (163 amino acids)
Source: RefSeq, a predicted model, not a curated record